CAUGUUGGCUGCUGCGCAUCGCUCCCUCUCUGCUACAAUCUGCUCGUGCCCAGUGUAUUGCUCUGAGUGUGUCUGUCCUGCUUUGGUCCCUGUAGCCUAAACACCCACCGCCCCUCCCUCUCCUCUGGCUUAUCUGGGUGAGUGCAGCUCUCUGUGCCAUCUGUCUGUGUCUUGUUGCUGGAUGCUAUUGUGUGACUGGCCCUGGGCUCUGUUUCCGCACCAAUCUCUGCCCACCCCCACUCUCCAUCACUGCCUCUCUGCCUGCCCUUCUGCCUGCCCAUUGCACUGGCAUUCUGUGGAUUUGGGAUAAACACAGCAAGGUCACCAUGUUGCUUCAAUCACCUUCUUAACCGAUCAGUAAUAUUCUGGGCAUUGAAGUCUGCAGCAACAGGAUAUCUUUCAGCCUAAGGGGUUUCUUACCGACUUAUAGGAAAUUUUCAGAAAUCAUGGAUGCUGCGAAAAUGACUGUGAGUAUAAACAAAGCCAUCAACACUCAAGAGGCAGCUGUGAAGGAAAAGCAUGCAAGAACUUGCAUCUUGGGAACACACCAUGAGAAGGGAGCGCAGACUUUCUGGGUGGCGGUGAACCGCCUCCCUCUGUCCAGUAAUGCAGUCCUGUGCUGGAAAUUCUGCCAUGUUUUUCACAAGCUUCUGAGAGACGGCCACCCCAGUGUUCUAAGGGAUUCUCUUCGUUAUAAAAAUGAACUAAUUGAUAUGAGCCGAAUGUGGGGUCACCUUAGUGAAGGAUAUGGACAGCUGUGCAGCAUCUAUCUCAAACUUCUGAUCAUUAAGAUGGAGUUCCAUACAAAGAAUCCACGUUUCCCUGGAAAUCUACAGAUGACUGACAGGCAACUGGAUGAAGCUGGGGAGAAUGAUGUAAACAAUUUUUUUCAGUUAACAGUGGAAAUUUUUGAUUACAUGGAGUGGGAGCUUAAUUUAUUUCACACAGUGUUUAAAUCUCUGGACAUGUCACGCUCGGUUUCUGUUACUGCUGCUGGCCAGUGCCGACUGUCACCUCUAAUACAAGUCAUCCUGGAUUGCAGCCAUUUGUAUGACUACACUGUCAAGCUGCUCUUCAAACUGCACUCCUGCCUUCCAACAGACACCUUACAGGGACAUCGAGAUCGCUUCAUGGAACAGUUCCAGAAAUUAAAAGAUUUGUUUUACCGUUCAAGUAACCUGCAGUAUUUCAAACGCCUUUUACAGAUUCCCCAACUACCAGAGAAUCCGCCAAACUUCUUGCGGGCUUCAGCACUGUCGGAACACAUUAGCCCUGUGGUGCUAAUACCAAGCGAAAACUCACCUCCUGACAGUGAGACACUUAUAGAGACAGAAGAUCUUGUAGGGAUGGAUACAUUAUCACAUCAGAGUCUGUCUGAAAAUACGUUUGAUGAUAUAUUUGGCAGCUCUUUCAGCAAUGACCCUUUUAACUUCAGCAACCAGAAUGGCAUGCGCAGGGAUGACAAAGACCACCUUAUAGAACAGCUGUACAAAGAAAUUGCAGUGCUAAGGGAUGAACUGGGAAACUACAAAUCAGAGAACCAUCGCUUGGUCACUAACCUUAAAGGGCGGAUUCAAGAGCUGGAGGCAGAAUUUGCUGAGCAGAAGCACCUCAGAGAACAGGCAGUGGAUGAGAAUGAAUUCCUGCGUACAGAGCUGGAGGAUCUGAAGAGGAGAAGAGAGGAUACAGAAAAAGCACAGAAAAGUCUGACUGAGAUAGAACGAAAGUCCAUUGCUAAUGAGCAGCGCUACACAAAGCUGAAGGAGAAAUAUGCUGAACUCGUGCAAAGCCAUGCAGAACUCCUGAGGAAGAAUGCUGAAGUAACAAAGCAAGUGACCAUGGCACGUGAAGCCCUUGUUGACAUGGAACGUUCUAAAAAAGAGCUUGAAGAUUCCUACCAACGAGUGAAUGAACACACACAGAGAAAGGCACACGAGCAAAUACAAGAAAUGGAUCAACUACAAGGGGCAUUGGAGUCCAGCAAACAAGAAGUCCAUCUUCUGAAAGGAAGCAUAGAAUCCUUUAAGCAAGAGGGUCAGGUAAGGGUUAUGGAGCUGAAGGAGAGUGUUAUUGAUCGUGUACUGCAGGAAGCUGAGUCCAUUAUUCAAGAAUCUCUUAGGCAAUUAGAUGAACCCCAAUAUUCAAGUGGAACAUUAUCUGCAGAUUUUCUUAUCACAAGGACCCAGGCGGCAGUGCAAAGUGCAGAGAAAAUGGAGGAAGCCUGGAAAGCUCACAUGAUAGACCCUUCAGAUAUAAGCUUGUUGCUUCCACCUCUUGUUCAGUUUGCACAUCGGAUGAGUGAUGUCAUUCUUCAGGGAGCUCAGACAACAACAUCUGACAGGUUGAGUGACGGCUGCAGGACAUGUGGUACAGAAGCGCUUAGCUACCUCUCCAGCCUUCGAAAGGAUGAGACCGAGGGAAGGGUUGACUGCAGUAGGGUUACUGCAGCACUGAAACAUAUAACUGAGAUUGCUCAGGAGCUGCGACCUCCCUCACUGGAUAUCAGAGAAGAAGAGCUGGGGGAUCUUGUAGAGAAAGAAAUGGCUGCCACUGCAGCAGCCGUAGAGACAGCUGCCACUAGAAUUGAGGAAAUGUUAAAUAAAUCCCGAACUGAUGACACUGGAGUAAAAUUACAAGUAAAUGAACGGAUUCUUGGAUCAUGCACAGAUCUCAUGCAGGGGAUAAAAGCUUUGAUAUUGGCAUCUAAAGACCUACAAAAAGAGAUUGUUGAAAGUGGAAGGGGUGCAGCAUCUCAAAAGGAAUUUUAUGCCAAGAAUUCUCGCUGGACAGAAGGGCUGAUCUCUGCAUCGAAAGCUGUGGGUUGGGGAGCUACUGUAAUGGUUGAUGCAGCAGACCUUGUGGCCCAGGGCCAGGGGAAGUUGGAGGACCUCAUUGUGUGUUCCCAUGAAAUUGCAGCAAGCACAGCCCAGUUGGUGGCAGCUUCUAAGGUAAAAGCUGAGAAGAACAGUGCCAACCUUUCUAAGCUGCAACUGGCCUCCAAAGUUGUUAAUCAAAAUGCAGCCGGGGUUGUGGCUUCUACGAAGUGUGUUAUGUCUCAGAUUGAGGAAAAAGACACUAUGGACUUCUCUAGCAUGACCUUGACACAGAUUAAACGUCAGGAGAUGGAUUCUCAGGUGCGAGUCCUGGAACUGGAAAAUGAACUUCAAAAGGAGCGAGAGAAGCUGGGGGAGCUAAGGAAAAAGCAUUAUGAUUUGGCUGGGGUUUCUGAAGGCUGGGGAGAUGCUGCAGAAUAACCUUCCCUGUCACGUCCUCUUACAAUAACAAUUGCACAUACGGAGUCAAACUCAGACUUGAAAAGCACACGUCUAUUCAGUAUAGAACCUCUCCAACAUAGUCAGAGCUCACUGGCACUGGGCAUUCCUGACAGAUCACAGAGCGUCAAUGAGCAGCAGGAGUGAAAAAAGAAGGAAAUCUUUAUCAUAGCCGCUCAACACUUCUCACCUUCAAUGUGCUUGGAAGAAAGAAAAAAAAAGAAAUAUUCAAUUUCUAAAUGUAUACUUUUGUUUAGGACACUGCAGGACAGAAAAAACUAACUCGCAGAGAGUUCUGCAGCCUCUUUGGCAUCUGAGUGUUAUAAUUUGCUUCAGACUCGGGACUUCAGUGAUUACAGAAUGCUUAACCACAGUAUUUACCACAAAAAUGGCAUUGAAAGACUUUCAGUUUAUGUAAGACCUUCCGAGGGUAUGCAGAAACAACUUUCAUGAAGCACUGUUGAUUUGUCUAUUAGCUGUUAAACAUGCAAAGCAAUAAUCUGACAAUUCUAUGUUUAGUUUGGUGGACUAAGUAGAAAUUCAACUCUGUGAAAUAUGUUUACUAUGUAUACAUGAAAUAUUGUAAUCAUUCCCAAGAUGUCUUUACUGAGAGCCAAGAUCACAUCAAAGAGGCAUGUUGCCAUUACGUACACACUUUAUGACCAAAAGUAUCCAGACACUGUUUUAAAUUAGUGUAAAUCGCUAUUUAAGACACACUCAUUGCUAACACGCAUAUGAUUAAGCAGACAGACGUGUAAUUGUCAGCAGCAAACAGCAUGUGUCAUAGUAAAGAUCUCAGUUGUUUUCA
Molecule: messenger RNA, 4080 nt
Organism: Xenopus laevis (African clawed frog)
Lineage: Eukaryota; Metazoa; Chordata; Amphibia; Anura; Pipidae
Gene: hip1.L
Product: huntingtin interacting protein 1 L homeolog
Exons: 31
Coding region: 447-3254 (935 amino acids)
Biological process (GO): clathrin coat assembly; endocytosis; actin filament organization
Cellular component (GO): clathrin-coated vesicle; nucleus; membrane
Molecular function (GO): phosphatidylinositol-3,4-bisphosphate binding; clathrin light chain binding; phospholipid binding
Source: RefSeq, a predicted model, not a curated record